This is a messenger RNA of Gloeophyllum trabeum ATCC 11539, 1911 nucleotides long. RefSeq lists its product as uncharacterized. The annotation marks the transcript as partial. NCBI's taxonomy places the organism in Eukaryota, Fungi, Basidiomycota, Agaricomycetes, Gloeophyllales, Gloeophyllaceae. The transcript has 13 exons. Gene Ontology annotation, molecular function: RNA lariat debranching enzyme activator activity; zinc ion binding; nucleic acid binding. Gene Ontology annotation, biological process: mRNA splicing, via spliceosome. The record is from RefSeq and is a predicted model, not a curated record. Gene Ontology annotation, cellular component: post-mRNA release spliceosomal complex.
CUUACCGUAGGGCCUGCAAAUGGAGCGAUCGGAGAGCUCUUCGCGAAAAUCAAGUCUAUAAACGACAAGCAUGGCCCGUUCGACCUGGCUAUAUGCACUGGGGAUUUCUUUGGGCCCCCGAGACCUAAAGAACAAGCUGCAGAUUGGAAGUCCCCUCUGGAAUGCCUGGUUAUGCAGGGAGAACACGCAUUGCCAGAGCGUGUCAUUGAAAAGGUCCAAAAGAGCGGAGGCACAGUGACCAAGAACGUCUUCAUUCUGCAAAAGUACGGCGUCAUGACUACUGCGAACGGACUGCGAAUAGCGUGCCUUGGGGGAACUUAUGAUGCAUUGCAGUACGGCUCUACGGAGCUUCCGCAGGACUUUACAUGUCCUUACUUCACAAAGACAACGGUUGACAAACUGCUCACCAACACUAACAACGCCUCAUCCAAAACUCAAAACUAUAGUUCGGUCGGCGCGAUCAAAAGCUCGCAGCUCAUCGACAUCUUCGUCACCAACGUCUGGCCCUCCACUAUAACACGCUUCUCUUCUGUGCCACUGCCUUCUCCGGAGCUUGCUUCCAUUGGUGCGCCGCCGGUGGAUGAGAUAGUCCGCGCAACCAAACCUAGGUAUGUCUUCUCUGCAGGCGGAGGUCGACCGCCGAAGUUCUGGGAACGCGAGCCGUUCCUAUGGGAGGGCGAGGAAGGCAGGAGUACGCGUUUCAUAAGCUUAGGUGCAUUUGGCGCUGAAGCGGUGAACGGGAAGAAACAACGGUGGUUCUAUGCAUUCUCGAUUUCCCCGCCGUCUUCGGAAGGUCAGGCCCCGGCGAAGCCAGCCAAUACGACCGCAAAUCCCUUUGCCGAGGCCAGGCCUCCCAAGCGUCCCAUAGAUGAUUCGGAACCCGAGAACUUCAUUUGGGGCAAUAAACCCCGUCCCGGCUACAAAUGCCGGAAAUGCGACUCGACUGAGCAUUAUAUCCAAGAUUGCCCGGAGCGAGACAAGCCGCCAGAAGGUUACAUCUGCAAUCGGUGCAAAGAGCCUGGUCACUACGUCCGAGACUGUCCUACGAAACACCAACUUGGAGAUACUGGAGGGAGGAAACCCCGCGAAGGCUACGUUUGUAGAGCAUGCGCGAGUACGGAGCAUUACAUUGAUGACUGCCCUGUUGCCAAAGCCGGGCCAAAGGAGGUUUCUCGCAGAGGUAAGAAAGGCCCACCGAAGGAAAUUACUGCGGAUGAAUGUUGGUUCUGCCUUUCGAACCCAAAUGUUGCGAAACAUUUGAUUGUCUCUAUUGGCGCGGAAUGCUACGUUACCCUCCCAAAGGGCCAAAUAAUCCCCACUCAUACAGCCCAGAACUAUUCUAACGUGCCCAACAUACCUGGAGGAGGACACGUUCUAAUAAUUCCUAUCGCCCAUUAUCCAACCUUCAGCUCCAUCGCGCCUGAGCUCCGGGGGCCUGUACUCGCCGAGACAGAGAGAUACAAAUCAGCUCUUCGUUCGGUAUACUCCAAAUACGGAGCCGGUGCUGUCUUCGUAGAAAUAGCGCGGCUGGGUCCGAAGGGUGGCCAUGCGCAUAUCCAGGCGGUCCCAGUUCCUGUCAGCCUGCAAGAUGGUGUUGAGGAUGCCUUCAUCCGAGAAGGCAAAUCCCAGAAAAUCGAAUUUGAGAGCGAUCCUGAAGGUGCACUGAAGGCCAUCUCCGAGGACCAUAACCGGAGUUACUUCCGCGUGGACUUGCCAGAUGGCAGGAAGAUGGUCCACUUGAUACAGAACAAUAUUCCGUUCAGCAUCCAGUUCGGGAGACAAGUGCUUGUAAACUUGAUGGGCAUCCCGGAUCGUUACGAUUGGAAGACUUGCGCCCAGUCGGAGGAUGAAGACAAGUCAGACGCUGACGCUUUCAAGACUGCUUUCGCUGAAUUUGAUCCAACGCUUUGA